This is a messenger RNA of Letharia columbiana, 639 nucleotides long. RefSeq lists its product as uncharacterized. Bases 1 to 639 code for a protein of 212 amino acids. Gene Ontology annotation, molecular function: acyltransferase activity, transferring groups other than amino-acyl groups. NCBI's taxonomy places the organism in Eukaryota, Fungi, Ascomycota, Lecanoromycetes, Lecanorales, Parmeliaceae. The transcript is spliced from 2 exons. The record is from RefSeq and is a predicted model, not a curated record.
AUGGCUGACACACCUUCUCCAAACAAAUCCACCAGAACACCACGUCUCAUAUUACGUGAAGCCCGCAAAGGGGACCUCGCCGCUAUUCAUAAGCUGUACAGCAAUGAGGAAGUAAUGAGAUACUGUCCCUCUGAGCGCAGGUCUCAACCCCACGAUUCUGUGUCCCGAACGGCAACCUAUCUCGAAGCCAUGGUCACCUCAUCAACAAACGGAGACCUUGCGUUUGUCCUCCUCCUACCCCCAUCUGCCACCACGAUAACUACAUCCACAACUCCUGCCGGCGCCACAACAGACGAAGGCAAAAUCAUAGGACAUGCAGGAAUCUGGUACGCCGACCGGAACGAGCUUGUGUUUAUGAUUGAUAACGCCUACUGGAACCGAGGCUACAUGACUGAAGUACUCGCAGCGCUCGUCCCCAUCUUCUGGGAGAAGGGGUUGAAGAAGGUAUACGCGGACGCGAACCCGGAUAAUGAGGCUAGCCUCAAGGUGCUGAGAAAAUGUGGAUUCACUCAAGUGGGGGGGAACAUUGUAGAGUCUUUGGCAGUGGAGUAUGAGAGCCUGCGCAUGGAAUUGGCAAACCCAUGUGAUGGAGAGGAGGAAGGAGAGUUUGAGUUUGCGGAUGAAGGGUCAGAUUCCUAG